AUGCUUCGACAGAUUGUCUGGAUCGUGGGGAAGAAUAAGAAAAUUGUAUUGCUACUCAUUGUUCUGGCGAGCACAUACACAAUUUUCUAUUCCACAAGCUGUAAGUGGUAUGGCUGAAGGGCCAGUGCCCAUUUUGGGACGCUCAGAUUUUCUUUAAAUUUUGCACAGAGGACAAUAACGAGCACAUUUUUACAUCAAUUUCUGCACGGGAAGUGAGUGCUUCAAGUGCGACGCUCAGAGUUUCAGAUUUCGCUUAAAUUUUGCACGCGUGUUUUUUUGAAAGUUUUUGCUUGCGCUUUGCAGGCACCGUCGAGAUAUUUGGCGAUCUUUGCGGUCGAGAGAGCACACGAAAGAGAGAAGAGGUCAGAGAGAAAAAACUGGCUGUAUCUCUGCCGUUUUUUCUCUCUGACCUUCUCCUUGUUUCGCGUGCUCUCUCGACGGCAAAGAUCGUUGAAUAUCUCGGCUGUGCCUGCAAGGCGAGAGCUGAAACUUUCACAAAUUGAUAUGUUCUCUAUGCUGAGGUGUGUGCAAAAUUUAAGCGAAAUCUGAAACUCUGAGCGUCGCUCUUGAAGCACUCACUUCCCGUGCAGAAAUUGAUGUAAAAAUGUGCUCGUUAUUGUCCCCUUUUCAGCGGAGACACAUAAUUUUAACAGGACUGUAAUAAAGGAGGCACAACCUGGAAUUACAAGGGUCAGGCCUAAAACGUAUGAAGCGCAAAAGUUAUGGCCAGAAUUCGGAAAGACCUUGGCAAUAAAAAGUGGGGAUUGCGCGGGAAUGGCGAAUAUUGUAAGCUUCAAUUUAUCUUUAAAUUUGCGACUUUGGCUUGACGUGCCUAUCGUAUCAGUUUGUCGGGAAAAUAAUGUGGGUUUGUCGCAGCAAAAUUUCUUUCCUCUCGAAAAACACGAUCCAAAUCUCCAGUCGUCGCAAAGCGAUGAUGGGCGAUUCCAAGGCUCGACAAAUCCACAUUAUUUUCCCGACAGACUAAUACAAAAUCAUUUAUAAGGCCAUUGGAGCGUCGCAGUUGAGACACUUUCCUUGUCAGCAACAGUUUUAAAAAUUUUUAUUUUUUGUUGCAGUUCUGGAGAAUCGCCGCUUUAUACGGCUUGAGUCUUCAAACAAAUCGAACCGCAAUUAUUGGCGCUCAUUUCAAAAGAUGCGGACUGUUUGAGAAAUAUGAAAUGACCUAUUAUUUCCCCGCCUUGAGCGUACUGUAUAGCCGGGUGAGUUGGAAAUUUCGAGGAAAUGCACUUGUUGCGAGAUCUACUACGUUGGGGGGUUUGAUCUAAAACGUAGGGGGCUUGACAUGAAACGUAGGGGGCUUGAUCUAAAACGGAGGGGGCUUGAUCUAAAACGUAAGCGGUUUGAUCUAAAACGUAGGGGGCUUCAUCUAAAACGUAGGGGACUUGUGCUGGACCAUACAACUUGGAUUAAUUCUUUGAAAUAAAUUUUGGGGUUCAGAAUGGACGAGGGGGGUUGUACUGGGUUUUGGGGGGCUAAACUGGACUGGGGGGCUGUACUACCUUAGCCCCGAUGUUUCUAAUAUGAACUUGUCGGCGGAUGAGUAAAUGCUUUUCAAAACGUUGAACUAUACGUUAUACAAUGAGCUUUCAGCCCUCUAUAGACGAUGCGGUGGAAGUGCCUUUUGGCGUGUCUACGUGGGAAACGGAUGACAUAGAAAAGUAAGCGAAAUUUUUGCGCGUUUUUGUGCUGUUAGUGUACUGCUCGGAGCAAAAGGGUCCUGAUAAUUCACAAAUUGCGGAUUUUUGGCCUCAAAAACACAACUUUUCACAAUUGAGUUUGGAUUUUUUGCACUAACGUCGCGUGUGAUGCCCAUCAAAGAGAUCAUUCGGUACAGUGACGGACCUGAUCCAGUGGCAAAAACGUACCAUUUUGCAUCCAGGAAGUAUCAAAAAAUGUGGCAAAAUGCAUCCCUCUCCAACUGAAAAAACUCCGUUUUGAAGGGCGCGCUUUUGAAACCGGAGUCUGCACUUGGAGAGGGAAGCAUUUUGCCACAUUUUUUAUACUUCCCAGAUGCAAAAUGGAACGUUUUUUUGCCACCGGAUGAGUUCCGCCACUGUGCUUUAUUACGACAGAUUUUCGGCGUUUGUCGCGCGCCAAAAAUCUGUCGCAAUAAACGAUCUCUCUGAAAAUGGGCAUUGCGCGCGACGUUAGCGCAAAAAAUUCAAAAUGCACUGUGCAAAAUGGUAUUUUUGGGUCAAAACGUAAGCGUGCCAAUUAUCAAGUCUCUUUGCUGCAAUUAGUGUUAUGAAAAAGUUGUUAAAACGACAUGAAAAGCUGUUAAAACGAUAUUGAAACCCCGCUGCAAACAAUUCAGGCUGCUGGAAAGACAAGAAGAAUCGGUUGCCAUCGUCGAUGGAAUUUAUUUUCAAUCUUUUGGGUACUUCCAUCAGUUCAAGCAGAGAAUCCGUAAGAUCUUUGCGCCAUCGACGGAAAUCAAGAGACUUAUUGAUGACUAUGACAAAACUGUAUUCAAAGGCGAUCGCUCGCACAAGCUCUGCAUCCAUCUGAGGGAUUUCGAAAAGGGAAGAUUCAAAAAGAGCAAUGUGACGUGGACAUUUGAAGUGAGCAAAAUUGAAUAUCAGUCUGUCGGGAAAAUAAUGAGCACAGCAUUGCGCUGAUCGCGUCGCUGAAGUGAAAAGAAAUUUGAGUUUUCCGCGAUACAAUUUUUUUAUCGGUGGCAAUUUCCGAGUGCUCAUUAUUGUCCCGACAAACUGAUAGUAAUGCGACUGUUGAACAUACAGGGAAAAGAGAUGCAAAUGAGCCAAAAUUUGGUAUAAAAAAGUAUCCGCGAGUCAUAAAACAGAUUGUUUUUUUUUGAAGGUUGGUUUUGUCAUCUUAUGAGACUUGUUUUGUGUUGCAAAAGGUCUCGUAUAAAAAUUAAACCAGUCUAUCUUCAAAAUCAACAAUCUUUGUUUUCUCUCAUUGAUACUUUUUGACGCCGAAUUUUACUUCAUUCCUUUCUAUGCCAACUUUUUCUCGGUGGAGAUUUUUCGAAGCGACAGAGUGCUCAUUAUUUUCCCGACAGACUGAUAACAGAGAAAAAAUUGCUGUUUUAGGCAGCAAAAUUCAUAAUCCAACAUCUGAAGACGGCUCAUAACAUUGAAAACAUCAACGCAAUUGUGUUUUCGGACAAUAAAAGUCACUCACAAACAAUUGCAGAGCAGCUGGUUGUAAGUAAAAUGUAAAAGCAUUUCCAAUUUUUUCGUUGCUUUUCCCCCACUUACUCGCUACAGUGACGGACCUGAUCCAGUGGCGAAAAACGUACCAUUUUGCAUCGGGGAAGUAUCAAAAAUGUGGCAAAAUGCUUCCCUCUCCAAAUGAAAAAGCUUCGUUUUGAAGGGCGCGCCUUUGAAAUGGGAGUUUUUUCACUCGGAAAGGGAAGCAUUUUGCCACAUUUUUGAUACUUCCCGGAUGCAAAAUGAUACGUUUUUUGCCACUGGAUCAGGUCCGCUCACUGUAUCUCGCUGCGUUCAGAAUGAAGGCUCAAUCUCCAAAUCCUACAUCCCGUCGGAAAUGAACCGUGGGACGGAGAUGGUAUUUGCCCAAACCAAGUGCCAAUCGAUGAUUCUGACCACGAUUGGCUCCACGUUCGGCUGGUGGAUGGCCUAUUUCAUGGCGGAGGAGGCGCAGAAACGCGUCUUCUACAGCGAGCAUUUCUUUGAGGUGGGCGCGAAAUUGGACGAUCAUUCUGUGAUGUAAAUCUCUUUUUUCAACGUUUUUCUUUUCCUUCAGCCCGGACGGUACAACAGGAACACAGAAAAUGAGAUGGAAGCCAAUUACAUUCGGCCAGAAUGGAAAAGGAUCGGGUCAAAAAACGGAAUCUUUGAAAUAGAAUCCAGGCAGAAACAAGGUCUUCUUGUCAUAGAAAAAGACAGUAGAAUGAACAAUAGUUACUCAAUGGAAGUUUAA
This is a messenger RNA of Bursaphelenchus xylophilus (pine wood nematode), 3930 nucleotides long. Lineage: Eukaryota; Metazoa; Nematoda; Chromadorea; Rhabditida; Aphelenchoididae. The record is from the annotation of a GenBank genome assembly.